Messenger RNA from Lichtheimia ornata, 2319 nucleotides. RefSeq lists its product as uncharacterized. Bases 1 to 2319 code for a protein of 772 amino acids. The record is from RefSeq and is a predicted model, not a curated record. Gene Ontology annotation, biological process: septin cytoskeleton organization. Lineage: Eukaryota; Fungi; Mucoromycota; Mucoromycetes; Mucorales; Lichtheimiaceae. Gene Ontology annotation, cellular component: cell division site; cytoplasm; plasma membrane. The transcript is spliced from 14 exons.
AUGGCAGAGGAAUCUAGCAACAAUCCAUACGUCGAUACGUUUCUGACGGCACGUCCUAAGGACGGCAUUGACGCUGUUCAAGAACGUUUGAGAACUGGAAGACUGCUCGAUGAGGAACUAGCGCAGUACUUUCGAGAAAGAGCACAAAUAGAAGACCAAUACGCAAAGAGCCUCGUCAAGGCAUCUAAAAAGCUAUUUAUCACUGAUAAAACUAUCUUGGGCAAUUUUGCGCCUGUAUGGGAUCUCCUGUAUAAUGAAUUUACCGAAACGUCAACAGCACAUGCCGUAUUGAGCUACAAGAUUGCUGACGAGAUUGAGAAACCAUUGAGGAAUCCACCUGUGGAAUACAACAAGGCAAAAUCUAUGGAACCGACAUUUCAGCGUCUUGCCAAAGAGUAUGAUGAGAAUGCAAAGAAGAGCAAAAAGAGUGGUGACAAGGGCACUCUUUUCAAACGUUCCAAUAAGGAUUCUGGUGCCUCCAAACGCAACAUGGAAUCAGCUUCUUCACAAUGGGUGCGAGACGGUCCUGAAUUCUUAAUGCAUCAUCAAUUGUUGGAGGAAUCUCGAUUACAACGACUCAAGGCGUUAGUGGAGCAAUUCUCACAGCUUCAAACGGAUCAGAUGAUGAAACGCAUGGAGAUUGCCAAUGUCACCAUGUCGGCUGCUUCGGCCUUUGACGUGCAGAGCGAGCUUGAGCAAUUUUGCAAAUCACGUGGACACGGCAUGGCUAAAGCAUCAGCUACAACUUCCGUCAAUAUCCCUCAUUCCGAAUCACGCAGACACAGCCUUGAUGGCCGCCAAAGUAGUAAUGGAAGCUAUUCUCAAGUCUCUGAACCCGAAGUGGCACGUCCCCCAUCAAAAACAAGCCGUGUAAGGUCAACAUUCUCUAUACGACGAAAGACUCGUAAUGGUUCAGCAACACGACUUCCAGACACGCCAUCCAUUGCAGAAGAACCAUCACGUGGCAGCUAUUAUCAUGCUGAUGCAAACAGUAGCCGGGCAUCACAUAGCUCAAGGGGCAAUAUAUCCAAUCCUUCCACCCCACCAGCACCAGCAUCAUCAAUGCCAGCAUCCACGAGCCUUCAUUCUUCAGAACAAUUACCAACACAACAGGCGCCACAAGUUGAUUCAGAAGGCUACACAAUUCCUCCACCCGAUAGAUCAGCAUACACGAUGGCUGUUCAAGAUGAUAAUGCAAGCUUCGACACUGACUCGGCUAGUUUGCAAACGGGGCAACGACUCAAAAUUGAUAUUCGUAAUGAUGCUAUCCAAAAAGAAAAUGAUCCUGAAGCACACGCUGCGUUGAACCGUAUGUCGACAUUGUUGAGAGAUCGAACACCUUCUAUAUCACGACGACCCCGUGGACGACGAGACAACACUCGCAGUAUGCAAAUCGAUCCUGGACAUGGCAACACCAACAAGAAUGAGGAUGCAAUCGUGCAGGGCAGCUCCGUGAUCUCAUCAGCAUCAACUACGCCAACCAAUCCUUUCCACCAAAACUCUUUCGACCUUUCAACACCAUCCUCGCAAAGCCCAACCUUAUCACAUGACAUCCCUUCUUCCAACCAAUUGCAAGCUAUCUCUGAAACGGGACAAUCUCAAAUUUAUGCAUCUAUUGUCGAGAUCGUUGAAAGAGAUCCACAAGCGGACGAUAGCGUGCGUGUUACUGGACACAUUAAACUUGUAUACAACGGCCCAACAGCAUUGACAGAUCCACUCCUUUUGAGAUUACACAGCCCAAGCAAGGAAGCGAUGGUCAAACCUAAUCCAACGUUUGUGGAAGCAUGGCAACAAGGUGAUGAUCCUGAGAUCUAUCGACUGAAACCAGAAGCUUUUGAGAAUUACCGCCGAACACCUGUUCCAUGCUUUGCAUACCAGUUACAAACCUCAUCAUCAGUAUUACCAAUGCAGCUAUCACCCGCAUGGAAAUGUACGCCCGACGCUAGUUAUUUGAUUGUCAAACACAAGAUGGCAGACGAUGUAUCAUUGAGCAAGAGUCAGCUUGCCGUGUGUGUCAAGUUUGAUCAAGCGACGGUGACCAAUGUGCAAAGCACACCACAAGGAGCAUGGGAUGUGAGCAGGAAACAAUUGACUUGGACCAAUGAAGCCAUUCUUCAGAGCAAAGAUUCGUCGAAAUUGUUGGCCAAGUUUAUCACAUCAGAGCAAGGAUCACCUGUACCUGUGGCAUUAAAGUACUAUUGCAAGGAUGUUUUGGUCUCAGGAGCAGCGAUUGAAGCCGUGCCUGCAUAUGGAUCGACAUUACAGAUUAAGCAAGUACAACAAGUAGUUAAAUCGGAUAAGGUGUAUUUCGCUCCUUGA